Xyrauchen texanus (razorback sucker) is the source of this 2980-nucleotide messenger RNA. RefSeq names its product scaffold attachment factor B2-like. The record is from RefSeq and is a predicted model, not a curated record. Gene Ontology annotation, molecular function: sequence-specific DNA binding; RNA binding. The transcript has 21 exons. Gene Ontology annotation, cellular component: nucleus. Gene Ontology annotation, biological process: regulation of mRNA processing; regulation of transcription by RNA polymerase II. The coding region runs from base 130 to 2652 and encodes 840 amino acids. NCBI's taxonomy places the organism in Eukaryota, Metazoa, Chordata, Actinopteri, Cypriniformes, Catostomidae.
AAUACGCCAUUUUGCUUCGAGCGUGAAACGCUGCUAACCGCGCUGCAUCAGAAAUCCGGUGAGUGUGUGUGCGCGGGGAGAGAUAUUCGUAAUCCAACAUCCACCGUAACCUUUUCGAAACCUGAAAGCAUGUCAGACUCGUCGACAGCAGAUGUGGGAUUCGCGGAGGCGGGAGUUCGCAAGUUAUCGGAGCUGAGAGUGAUCGAUCUGAAGGCCGAACUGAAACGCCGAAACCUCGACAUCAGCGGAAAUAAAAGCCUGCUUUCAGAGAGACUCAAAAAGGCAAUUGAAGAAGAGGGCGGCAAUCCAGAUGAGAUUAUUGUACACCUUGAAAUAACUCCCAAGAAAACACCACGACGAACUCCUAAAGGAAAAAGCAAAGACAAUGACGAACCUGAAGAUUGCACCCUUGAGGAGGACUCUGUUGAUGGCCAGGACGAAUCAGAUGCUAUUCCAGAGAACCUUCAGGAUAUGGAUAUCAUGGACAUGAGUGUUCUGGAUGAAGCCGAUAUGGGCAAUGAAGGUGGGGGCGAUGGAGAUGAAUAUGAUGAUGAGCUUCAAGACACCAUGUCGAAUGAAGAGAACGCAUGCAGUUUAAGGAAAGAUGGCAUAAAUAACGGUGAUAAGGCCAAUGCCAGUGAUGCCGUCAUACGCAGAUCUGAGUUGGAGGAGGAAAUGGAGACCAAUGGUACAAACAUGGAGAAAAACAAGGAAGCCACUUGUCAGGAGGAUAAUGGAGAGGAUGGGCGUGAAGAUGAAAAAGAAAGUGAGAAAGUAGCCGGGUCUUGUAUAUCAGAGCUGAUUAAGGAAGACUUCACUGAAGAGCCGACUGAAGUGGAGGAAUCUUCAGUCUUGGAGUCUCGCAAAGAGGACAAUGUGCACGACCUUUCUAACGCUGAGGAUGCCAGCAAUUUGGAAGCAGAAUCGACAUCCUGUGAAGUAGACAUUGACACUGCAAAGCAAAACGAAGUUGAAUCCACAAGCAACGGCCAAGAAAACGUUCAGGACAAUUUGGUGAACACCGAGAGCACUUCCGCUCAGGCCGCUAAUGAUAAUGAAACGAGUUUGCGUGAAAUCAAAAUCGCAGUUGACUCGGAAAGUGCGUCAAAAGAAGAAGGGGUCGAGGAAAGCAAGAAGACUGAACCUGCUGAGUCUUCAGAAGUCAAAGAGUCCUCUGUACAGGGUGAUGAUCAGACAAAGAGUGGUGACGAGGAUAAAUCAAGCAAGCCAGAUUCAAAAGAUGAAAAAGGUAGCGCUGGUGCUAGCGGAAGGAACCUUUGGGUCAGUGGACUUUCUUCAACCACCAGAGCGACGGAUCUGAAGAAUCUGUUCACCAAAUAUGGCAAGGUUAUUGGUGCUAAAGUAGUAACAAACGCCCGAAGCCCAGGAGCUCGCUGCUAUGGAUUUGUCACUAUGUGUUCUACUGAGGAGGCCACCAAGUGCAUCAGUCAUCUGCACAGAACAGAAUUGCAUGGCAGAAUGAUAUCAGUUGAAAGAGCAAAGAAUGAACCAGCCGGAAAGAAGCCUGACAAAGGUGAUGAAGAUAAAAAUGCUGGCAGUGACUCCAAGACUGAGAAGUCUGAGAACAAGGAUGAGAAGACUGAAAGCUCGGAUGGCAAAGAGCAAGGUGGAGAAAGGACUGUCGUGAUGGACCAGUCAAAAGGAGAGCCAGUUAUUAGCGUGAAAACCAAAAGCAAAGAGCGAAGCACCAAGAGUCGUGACCGCACGUCCUCCAGCAAAGAGAGGAAGGACAUUUUGUCCUUUGAUCAGAUCAAAGAACAGCGAGAGAGGGAACGCCAGAGGCAGAAAGAACGAGAGAUCAGAGAGGUAGAGAGACGCAAACAUUCUGGCGACCGCGAUAGCCGUUUGGAGCGUGAACGCAUACGUCUCUUCCGGCAGCGGGAGGAGAAAGACAGACUGUUGAGGCGGCGCAACUGGCUAGAGGUGGAGAAGCAGAGGCUGGAUGCUGACCGUAUGGAGCGUGAGUUCCUGGAACGUGAGCGCCUCCGUGUGGAGUUUGAGCGCCGGCGCGAGCAGGAGCGCAUUCAUCGUGAGAGGGAGGAGCUGCGGCGGCAGCAGGAGCAACUGCGCUUCGAACAGGACCGACGUCCCAUCAAGAGGCCAUAUGACAUGGAUGGCAGAAAAGACGACUGGCAAGUGAAGAGAUUGAACAUGGACGAUCGCUAUGGAAGGUCAGAUUUUGGACGGCAAGACCGAUACCAAGACUUUGACCAUAGAGAUCGCAGCCGCCAUCAGGAUGACAUGAUGGUGGACAGGAGAGAGAACAGAGGUGGGUUGUCAGGGGACAGAGACAGUCAGCACUUGUCUGAUCGGGACAGGCACGGCAGGGACAAUCGUGAUAAUUGGGGUGCCAGCUAUGAGAAACGUGUAUUGAAUGCUACAAGGCCAGUGCCUGGAAGUCGUGACAGAGACUGGGAACCUGGGCGUAAAAUAGACGGGGACAGAAACUGGCAAGGAGCCGACCGAGGUGUUCCAGGACCAGGUCACAUUGCACGAGGAGGAAUGGCAAGCCGGGGCGGGUACUUGCCAACGGGGGCAUCUCAGUCUCUCUCUGGAGCCUUAAACCGACCGAACCAGAUAAUCCAGGGCAGUGGGAUGCAAGGAGGCGGAGCCUUUGGUCGACGCUACUAACUUAAAACCUCUUCCCUUGUGUCUUGUACACUUUGCAGCUUGUACAUUGCCGAUCGAGCUUUGUAAUUGUAUUUUAUAAGUCCACUUUUCUUUUCAUUGUGUUAAGGCAAAGAGAAAAUUGAUUACGUUGUGUAAAGAUAGUGUUUGAGAUUUUAUUUUGAUCCCCCCUCCAUUCCACAUCUUGAUAGAUUUUAGUCUUUUUUUCUGUUUUGUGUAACACAUGGUGAAUGCUCAGGAAUGUUUGCAGAAAUUAAACCUGUCCUAAAACUAUGAACUUGUUGAUGUUCACUUUUUGAUUGUGCUUCAAUAAAAUUGUGGAGUUUUCUUU